GGAAAUUUUCGUUCGAGAUGGUUGCUGAUGUUUUUUUUUUUAAUUUUCUGAAUUUUCUCAUUUUCUGUUUUUCCUUGUAUGUGCAGCACUGAGAAUCUAUCAACUGUCUAAAGAUGCUUACACCUGCUUUUGAGCUGACCCAGAGUGAAGAAUUCUUGAUAGUAUCUAUUCAGAUUCCCUAUGCAAAGGUAUCUGAUAUUCAAGUGCAUUUUGAAGAUUUUGAGUUUGUGUUUUAUUCGAAACCAUAUCAUCUCAGAUUAAAUUUACCUGGAAGAGUAUCCUGGUGUGAAACACCAAACAUAAAUUACAAUGAUGAUAAAAAAAUUGUUGUUGUUCAAGUUCCUAAAGCAAAGCGUGGAGAAAUAUUUGAAGGCUUGGAUUUAGUUACAAUGCUGUUGUCUACAAAAAAGAGUAAAACGGCUGCAACCCCAUUGAUAGAAGUAAUAGAUGGUACAAAUCUUAUUGAAGAUGAUGAUGAGUUUGAUUGGAGCAUUGAGCAAGUUCCUUCUGAUGUAAAUAUUGGAGAGUUUUCCUUGACAGGCCAACAAUGCGGAUUUGCCGAUUCUUACUCAUUUGUAGUAUUCACAUUGAAGGAAGAAUCUUCUGAAAUAUUUGAUGUCAAAGACCCUCAACAGAAGUCUAAGAAAAAUCGUACCAUUGAGAGGAAAGAUGCCGAAUUGAAACGUUUUGAUGAAGAACAUUACCUUGCUGACUUAUAUAACGAUGACGAAAUUCAGGAACUAAUGAGGUACCAUCCUGAAUGGGAUGACCUGUAUGACAAACUUCAGAAUGAUCCAUCCAAAAAUGCUGAUGAUUUGGUUACAUUCACAACAGAAGAGAAGGAAAGACUGCGGAAACUGCCUUCUAAGGAAUAUCUUCUUGAAAAAUCCCAAGCAAAAAUGGCUCUUCUUGGCUUAAUUGACAUAAUUUUUGCUUAUGCAUAUGAUAAAAGAACAACUUUUGAUGAAAGCACAGUUGAAUCAGCAUGGACAAUAAAUAAACUAAGUGCUACACUGUCAUGGUUAGAGACAUUUUCUUCAGUUCCAGAAGUGGCUGUUACUUGCAUUAGAAGAUCUCUCAUAUAUCCCUUAUUUCGCCAUUUUGAGUUAUCAUUGACUGUUUUGGAAGAUGUUCGAAAGAUUCUUUUAUUAGGUCGUAAAUAUAUUAUAAAGUGUCUUCUGGGAACUCAUCAGAUGUUUUGCGCAAGUGAUCCAAGAUAUAUUUUAAACGAUUUAUACAUUACGGAUUAUUGUGUAUGGUUACAAACUAAAAGUUGUUCUACACAGAGGUUGGUUCCGUUAGCUGAAGCUUUGGGAAAAGUUCUCUUGACAAAAGGUGAUAUAGGAUUAAAUUUGGUUGAUAUUGAAAGCUUUGCUGCUGUUGCCUGGAUGGCACAUAAUUCCACGACGAAGACAGCAGCGAACGGUGCAAAUAGCGAACAAGUUAAGUUGAUGUCUCACAGUUCUGAUACCCUGUGUGCAGAUCUUGAGAAGUUAUCACUAAAAAAUAAUUUAGCAAGAAAUGAUGAUGGAGCUUCUUCUGGUAGCAGCCUGAAUUCAAAUACAGUGCACAAUGAUUUCUAUCAAAGUUGUAGUUCUUGUACCUCAGAUUCCAGUGAUAGUAGCUCUAAUAGUACUUUUGAUACAGAUAGUUCAGAAGAUUCUAAUAGUGAUUAUACUGAUAGUGAUGAUUCAGGCAGUGAAACUGAUAGUGAUGAAUCCCACCAAAACUUACUACGAAAGGUAAAUGAAGAAAGAAUUCGUUGAACAUGAAAUUGAUAUUAUCAAAUUUUCUCUAGAGCUUGUAUGGUUCAUAUUCUUAUAGGAGCCACAGAGUUUAUUAUGAAGGAAGAAUUAGAAAGAAGUACAAAGACUUUAUCUAUUUUUAAUUAGAUUUUUUUUAAUUGAAAAGCUUUCUUUAAAAUGCUAGUUCAUACCAUUUAUAGUUCCUCGUCAGUAAAUUUAUUUAAAAAUUUAUGUAUACAUUUGCAUAGAGAAUUAAAAAAGAAAAUGUUUUAAUGGUAUGUGCAUUCUAUUUUAUAUUUUAAUAUCCAAGUGUUGUGAAUAUUAAUGCUUUCUCAAUACAAAAAAUUCAUUUUGAAUUCUUUAUUCAAUUUAUUAGGAUCUGAAAGUAUUUUGUACUUGUUGCAUUUACAUUCUUAAAGCUAUGUCUUUGUAAUUGAUGAAGGUUGUAAAAUUCUUUUGUGAUACAUCAUUACAGCAGCUUUUAUCUCAAAAAAAAAAAAAAAAAAAAAAUGCCCAAGAUAAAAAAAAAAGGAAGGUAGAUAGAAUUCCACUUUUGUGCAUUUAAAAAAGGAACUAUCCCAGUUUAUUUUUAAAAUUUGAUUUUGAAAUACAUUUAAACAUUUAAAUUUGUACGAAUUAUUCAGAUAUCAGAUAAUCAAGGUGUCAUACUAUCUUUCUACAGGUUGGUUCUUUUUAAAAAGUUUUAUUAUUAAAUAACAUAUGCAAAAUUUUACACCUUAAAAUGGAAUUAAUUUCCUUACUAUAUUCGUAUUAAAGGGAACAUUUUGAUACAAUUUUAAUAUGUUCUUGGUUUCUAAGUGGAAUUUGAUCAAAUACAUGAAGAUUGUUAUGUAUAUGUGCCUUAUGUAUUACCUCACAAUUUUUACCUCAGAUUGUUGUAAAAAUAAUGUUAUAUUUAUACAGAAGAAAAAUAAAGAUUAUAUGUUGGAUUAAAUUAUUGUUUUUAUUAGAACUUAUGUACAGUUUUAACUUUUUUUCUUAAUCU
Molecule: messenger RNA, 2751 nt
Organism: Uloborus diversus
Lineage: Eukaryota; Metazoa; Arthropoda; Arachnida; Araneae; Uloboridae
Product: protein SHQ1 homolog
Exons: 15
Coding region: 114-1766 (550 amino acids)
Biological process (GO): box H/ACA snoRNP assembly
Cellular component (GO): cytoplasm; nucleoplasm
Source: RefSeq, a predicted model, not a curated record